Messenger RNA from Pelobates cultripes (western spadefoot toad), 276 nucleotides. Lineage: Eukaryota; Metazoa; Chordata; Amphibia; Anura; Pelobatidae. The record is from the annotation of a GenBank genome assembly.
AUGGCGAAAGACGCGACCAAAGCACUACUUUGGACAAAACAACUAUAUUACGACAAAGCUAACAAAGCCGACACGUUACUCGCUCGCAAUUUCAAACAACGACACAAAAAUAAACAGAUACACAAAAUAACUACCCCAGGAGGGGAAAUCACAGAGGACCCAGAUAGAAUCGCAAAAGUCUUUCAAAAUUAUUUUGGAACCCUACAUGACCACUCCCCAGAAACGCGACAAUAUCCAGCAUUGGCCAAAACACUAAUAGACCAAUACCUAACCCAG